AUGCUUGCAUUCACAGUGCGUCUUUGUUUCUCCUUAAUCAGUCUCUGGCGCCAGGCAACUAUGCCCUUGCAACAAGCCCGUUUUCAUGGCAAUGACAAAAGGCAAGACACUGGACUCAUCUUGGAUUCUACUUAUGCAAAUAGCAUAUCUCCUGGCUCGUUGGAUAAUAGCUUCUCUGCGCCCUCAUCCCCACGGCCAAUGCCCAAGUAUGCCGAUGUUGGUAUCUACUCACUCGAAGACCAAUAUCUCACUCCUGCUCCCCCGAACAACGAGCUCAUACAUGCCAUUAUUGUGCCAAAUUAUCAUGAAGAUUUGCAUACUUUAUUUACCACACUGAGCGUUUUGGCUAGUCACGCACGUGCAUCUUCUCAGUACGAGAUCUUUCUCGCCAUGGAAGAGAAGGAGAAUGAGGCGGUAGAAAAGGCGAAAACGCUGAUCUCCAGUUUUGGCAAUUCAUUCUAUGCCAUUCACGCCACAUUUCACCCUGUAGGUUUGCCAGGGGAAAUAGCCGGUAAAAGCUCCAAUGUCGCCUACGCUGCACGCGAGAUAACAAACUUGCAUCGUCAUGAGUUAUCUGAAGACAAUUGCAAAGUAGUCAUAACAGUCAUGGACGCCGACACACAUUUAUUACAGGAGUACUUCCUCGAAGUCCGACGCCUCCAUUAUGAACACAUCGAUACCGCAGAUCGCCAAUUAUACAGCUGUCCAAUUCUGUUUGAUCGAAACUCCUCCGAGACGCCAGUCCUCGUUCGCUGUGCCGAUAUAAUGUGGGCGUUUGCCGGGAUAUCGACAAUGUACCCAGGCUCGCCUGUGUCAAUUCCUACUUCGGUCUACUCUCUGCCUAUCCAACUUGCCAAUCAAGUAGGUGGCUGGGACAGUGAUCCGACUGCGAUUGGCGAGGAUAUGCACAUGAUGUUGAAAUGCUAUUUCAAAACUGGUGGCUCUGUCAUCACGCGCGCUGUGCAUGUCCCUGCAUCACAAUGCAAUGUCUCAAGCGACUGCCCCAUUAAGGGCUGGCGGCGCACAUUAGACACCUGUAGCAAUCGCUACAAGCAGGCGCUACGCCAUAUGUGGGGAGCUCUUGACACCGGAUAUGCUCUCCGCAAUAGCAUGCCUUUUGCCAACAUCAAGUCGAAGAGGACGCAAUUAUGGGCGUUUCCGAAUAUGCUUCAACCCCUGGCGCUGGUUCACUUGCUAUGGGAGGCUCAUUUCCUACCAUGCCAUUUAACAGUGCUGCUCAUCUUUUCCGUUAUAUACACCGCCUUCAGUCCUCCGGAGACCUUGCAUCCCACCUUAGUCAGGGCUUUUUCUCUCGCCAAUCUCAUCCGUACAUUAUCCUUCAUCGGUAUGAAUAUCAAUCUCACCAUAUAUGAUCAGUGGCACCAAACCUGGCUCUGCGCCCGCCGGCGUGACAUGGCGGAAUCCAACCUGAAAGACUGCGGCUUCUCGUCGCGGACCUGGUGGCACGUCGCCCAAUUGAAAGAACGCAUAUGUUUUCCUGUUUCGGGCAUCAUCUUUGGUGCUUUAGCGAUGGGCCACGCUGUUUUUUCGCACUUUUGGACAGAUCGUCUAGUUUACCGUGUUAGCAAAAAGCCAACUUUUGCCAACCCGGAUCACUAUUCUUUGGCUUGA
Molecule: messenger RNA, 1632 nt
Organism: Talaromyces amestolkiae
Lineage: Eukaryota; Fungi; Ascomycota; Eurotiomycetes; Eurotiales; Trichocomaceae
Exons: 3
Coding region: 1-1632 (543 amino acids)
Source: RefSeq, a predicted model, not a curated record